Messenger RNA from Hibiscus syriacus, 786 nucleotides. RefSeq lists its product as uncharacterized. The transcript has 2 exons. Bases 1 to 786 code for a protein of 261 amino acids. The record is from RefSeq and is a predicted model, not a curated record. Lineage: Eukaryota; Viridiplantae; Streptophyta; Magnoliopsida; Malvales; Malvaceae.
AUGGGGACUGAUGAUAGAGUUCAAGUUAAAUCUCUUUCAAGGAACGAAAGCUCAGCAUCUUCUUCUUCAUCGUCAUCAUCAUCUUCUUCUCGGAACCGAGACCUUGGGGAUUCCGAACUCAUAGAGUCAUCGACACCUUUAAAUGUUCCAUUGACGACUACAAAUGAGCAGUCCUCAAAUAACAUGAUUGAAGAGCAAGCAUUAGAAGGUAACAUAUGGAAUCGGGUACCGUCGUCCAUUUUCAGUAGUAAACCUGCAGUGGAGUGGAGCAUUGCUUCAAAUGAAUCAUUGUUCAGCAUUCAUAUUGGAACUAACAGCCUCUCCAAGGAACAAUUUCUUUCAAUGUAUAAAACAGGAGAGUUUACCAAAUUAGACGAGCAGAUCAUCGCCCACGGCGAUGUGAUGCCUUCACUGAAAGAACUAGAAGAGAUGGCGGCGAUGGAGGAAAGUGUAGGCAAUGAUUGUUUGGAAGCAAAAGAAACGCCGACGAUGGUGGUCGGAACAAAUGAAGUUGCAAAGGAUGAUGACCAUAGCCAUGAAAUGAAAGUCCCAGCUGAGGUCCAUAAUUUAUGUACAAGUAGCGUCUCUGGUAUUUCUGAUGAGAGUACCUUUUCCUUUGUAUUCCCUGUGCUGAGUGGCACCGAAGGGCAAGAGCAAGGGCAAGAGCAAGAUCCAGAACCAGAACCGGAACCGGAGCAAUGUACUGAAGAACCGAAACCACAAACUCCCGAAAACGCUACAAGUCCAAGCUGGUUUUCCUGCUUCCGUUGCUUCAGCAAUCCAUGA